CCCCCGCCGUGUCGGGACCGGCCGGGCAGGAUGGGACCCCCCUCCCGGGAAUGCUGAGCACCAGGUCAGAGGACGGAGCAAUUGGGCUGGAGAACAAUAGCGGCGCUUGGAAAACAAUGGAGCUGCCGCACCUUGGCGCGUAGGGAUGCGGGAAGGACGCGGGGAAGGGAUCCCAGCCCCGGAGUAGCGCCUGGGCCGGAGCCCCCAUCGCCAGCACCGCGAAGGAGCAGCCGGGACGGGCUCAGCUCCCAUGACAGGAGUGCGGGGGGAUGGAUUACGGAGGUGGAGAGGACCUGGUUCCCUGUGGGAAAGAUAAAUUCAUCUCCAAGAAUGAGCUGCUCCUGCACCUGAAGACCUACAACAUCUACUACGAGGGGCAGAACCUGCAGCUGCGGCACCGGGAGGAGGAAGGGGAGCUCAUCGUGGAGGGGCUGCUGAACAUCUCCUGGGGGCUGCGGCGCCCCAUCCGCCUCCAGAUGCAGGACGACAACCAGCGCAUCCGCCCACCCCCCUCCUCCUCCUCCUGGCACUCCGGCUGCAACCUGGGAGCCCACGGGUCCGUGCUGAAGCCCAGCACCCUGCCCGACAUCCAGGUGACUGAUGCAGAGGCCGCGCCCAACACGGAGGCUCCCGGGAAUGGCACAGCCCCCAGGCCGGCGGAGGAUGCCCCGCAGCUGAUGCGGACGCGGAGCGAUGUGGGCGUGCGGCCCCGGGGCAGCUCCCGCACGGCCGGCGAGCAGCGGCGCAUCCGCCGGCACCGCUUCUCCAUCAACGGCCACUUCUACAACCACAAGACCUCCGUGUUCACGCCCGCCUACGGCUCCGUCACCAACGUGCGCAUCAACAGCACCAUGACCACCCCCCAGGUCCUCAAACUGCUGCUCAACAAAUUCAAGAUCGAGAACUCGGCGGAGGGGUUUGCUCUGUACAUCGUCCACACCAGCGGAGAGAAGCAGAAGCUGCGGGGCAGCGAUUACCCCCUGAUCGCCCGGGUGCUGCAGGGCCCCUGCGAGCAGGUCUCCAAGGUUUUCCUCAUGGAGAAGGACCAGGUGGAGGAGGUCACCUAUGACGUGAGUAGAGCCGGCACGAGGCGGGGCAGGAUGAGGCCCCUGGACGGCUGGUGCUGGGUGGUGAUGCUGCUCCUCGCCCUCUUCAGCGACGUCGCUGGCGGCCGCCGCGGGGGCGGCGGGAGACCCGGGGGUCGCGGAGGCGGCGGAGGGGCCGGGGGGCUCCGCGGGGGCUUCCGCGCCGUGUCCCGCGGCGGGGGCACCCCCGGGCGCGGCUCAAAGGUGGCCGGAGCCAUCGCGGCCGGGGCCGCCGCGGGUUACGGGAUGGGGCUGCUGGGGCGCCCGCGCCCGUCCCGCCUCGGUCACGGCAUCCCCGCGGCCCGGCAGCCCCCACCCGCGGGAGGGUUCCACGCCGCCAGCUGGCCGGACGUGGGGGGCAAGCGGGGACCCCCCAGUCGAGCCCCCCGGCACCGCGGAGGCAUCGGCCUGGCCCUGCUCUUGGCAUCCACCGCCUGCCUCGUCAGCCACGGGAUGCAGCGCUGA
This is a messenger RNA of Empidonax traillii (willow flycatcher), 1550 nucleotides long. RefSeq names its product Ras association domain family member 2 (gene RASSF2). Gene Ontology annotation, biological process: signal transduction; regulation of non-canonical NF-kappaB signal transduction; positive regulation of JNK cascade. Gene Ontology annotation, cellular component: nucleus; cytoplasm. NCBI's taxonomy places the organism in Eukaryota, Metazoa, Chordata, Aves, Passeriformes, Tyrannidae. The record is from RefSeq and is a predicted model, not a curated record. The coding region runs from base 270 to 1550 and encodes 426 amino acids. The transcript has 11 exons.